AUGGUCAGAAAACUCGAGUGGAAGGAAGUCGGAGCUACGGGACACGCCCUUUUGUCUCCAGGUUACAUUACUGCGAAAGAUAGUGAGCUAUUGUUUACCUCUGGAUGUGUGGGCAACGAUCCAAAAUCUGGCGAGUAUCCAGAAGACGUUGAAUCCCAGGCAAGAAAUGCCAUGCUAAACUUGAAGAACGUUCUAGCUGCGGCCUCUACGGAUUUCGACCAUGUGUUGAAAGUGCUCCUGUUUGUUGCAGACGGAAGCUAUGCCGCUGGUGUGAACAAGGUUUACCAAGAGUUCUUCCCAAGCGCCCCCGCAAGAAGCUGUGUCGUCGUGAGCUUUCCAGACUCCAGACUAAAGGUUGAACUUGAGUGUGUGGCCGAAAUUCCCAGUGGAAAUUAG
This is a messenger RNA of Lachancea nothofagi CBS 11611, 396 nucleotides long. The record is from the annotation of a GenBank genome assembly. Lineage: Eukaryota; Fungi; Ascomycota; Saccharomycetes; Saccharomycetales; Saccharomycetaceae.